AUGUUAAUAGAUUCAUUUAAUCAACUACUAGAUUGGUCAAAGAAUAUCAUAAAUUUUAAUUAUAUUACAUUAUCAUCAAUUUUUAAUUUUAUUUUACAAUUUAUAAUAUUUAAUAAUGAUAAAGUAGAAUCACUACGACAGGAACAACAACAAUCAGAAUUAAUAUCAACAUCAACCACAAUAAUAAAUAAUUUAAUAGCAUUUUCUACCACAACCAAAAUAUUAGAAUCCACAUCAUCUCCAACAACAAUAACACCUACAUUUAUACCGACAACCUCAACAUCCACAACAACAUCUACAACAAUUUUGAAUUUUUUUACUUCGUUAUUUUCAGAUACUAUUCCAACAAUCAUUAAAAGAUAUGAUCAUGCAAAUCAAAUAAAAAAAUUCACAGAUCAUCAAGCAUUUGUUCAGAGAGUUGUUGCUACAUCAUCUUCAUGUGCAUCAAUUGCAUCUGUAUUAAUUGCAAUGUUAUUUUUUAUAAGAAUUGAUCCUAAAAGAUUAGUAUUUCGUCAUCAUUUAAUUUUUUUUUUAUUAUUUUUUGAUUUAUUAAAAGCAGUUAUAUUAUUAAUUUAUCCAACAAGGGUAUUAACUCAUUCAACUUCCUAUUAUAAUAGAAAGUUUUGUCAAGUUGUUGGAUUUUUCACAGCUACUUCAAUUGAAGGUGCUGAUAUUGCAAUUUUAGCAUUUGCUUUACAUACUUAUUUAUUAAUUUUUAAACCAAAUUUAAAUACAAAAAUUUUAGGUACAAAUAGAGUUGAAGGUGGAUUAUAUAAACUAAGAUAUUUAGUUUAUUCAUUAUCAUUUUUUGUACCGAUUAUAUUAGCAAGUUUAGCAUUUAUAAAUGGAGUUGGUUAUGAUUCAUUAGUAUGUUGGUGUUAUUUACCAAUGAGACCUGUUUGGUAUAGACUUGUUUUAAGUUGGGUUCCAAGAUAUUGUAUUGUUGUUUUAAUAUUUGCAAUUUAUGGAUUAAUUUAUUUUAAAGUUGUUCAAGAAUUUAAACUAUUAGGUGGUGCUUUUACUAAUAUACAUCAAAGAAAUGCUGGACAUUUAAAUAAUAAUCAACCUUCAUUUUGGUCAUCUUUAAAAUUCUUUUUAGGAAAUAUUAAAGAUCAUUUAUUCCCUAAAAUGACUAUAUCAAGUAAAUCAAUUAAAGCUAUACAACUGAGAAAUUCAAGUAGACUACAUCAGCAGCAGUCACUGUCGCAACAACUGCAACAACCAAGUAAUUUAGAAGGAGGUAACGUAACAAAUGACAAUUAUUUCGUGAAUAAUCAAUAUAAUUUUAAUGAUGAUUUCAAUGAUGAUGAUGACGACACAGGAGAUAUAACUGAGCUGGAUUCAGGAGAUGUUGAUGAUUUAGAAGAAUUAGAAAUUAAACAUUUUGAUAAUACAGAUGAUAUAAAUAAUAAUUUACAUUUUCAAAAAAGACAAAAAAUUAUACAUAAACAAAUGAAAAAAAUAUUUGUUUAUCCUUUUGCUUAUUGUUUCUUAUGGUUAUUUCCAUUUAUAUUGCAAGCAACUCAAUUUAAUUAUGAAGUUUAUCAUAGACCUAUAUAUUGGUUAAAUGUAUUAGGUGCAUUUUUUCAACCAUUAAAUGGAGUAGUUGAUUCUGCUGUAUUUUUUUAUAGAGAAAGACCAUGGAAAUAUACAACAUCAAGAAUAAGAGCAAAAGAAUUACAAGAAAAAGAAGAAUUAGAUAAUAAAUAUGAAAAUUUGAAAUUAGACACCAACGUCAAUAAUAUUAAUAAUAAUAAUAAUAAUAAUAAUUUAUCACCAUUUGAACAAAAUGCUGCACCAAAUAAUUAUCAAAAUCAAAAUUACAUUAAAAAUAACUAUACUGAUUCAAUUGAUCAACCACCACCAACAGCAAAAACAUCGAACACUUUUAUGGGUGACUCAAAUGGUAAAAGUAGUAAUAAUGAAAAUGAAGAUGAAGAAGAAGACGAUGAUAAUGAAUUAGAUUUUUCACAAUUUUUAAAGUCUUAA
Molecule: messenger RNA, 1989 nt
Organism: Lodderomyces jiufengensis
Lineage: Eukaryota; Fungi; Ascomycota; Pichiomycetes; Serinales; Debaryomycetaceae
Gene: GPR1
Product: Gpr1p
Exons: 1
Coding region: 1-1989 (662 amino acids)
Biological process (GO): adenylate cyclase-activating G protein-coupled receptor signaling pathway
Cellular component (GO): plasma membrane
Molecular function (GO): G protein-coupled receptor activity
Source: RefSeq, a predicted model, not a curated record